CCGCCCCAGUCUUUGCAGGACGUCAGCGCGGACUGCAGGGGCCCGAGCCGCUGCCGUCGCCGCCGCUGCCGCGCAGCCCCGCAUCGCUCACGGGGGACCCGGUCACCGCCACCGCCGGGACAGUCACCGCCGCCAGCGUCGCCGUCACAUCCAUCGGCGCCGGGCAAGAUGGCAUCGGCCACGGACUCCCGCUAUGGACAGAAGGAGUCCUCGGACCAGAACUUCGAUUAUAUGUUCAAGAUUCUCAUCAUUGGCAACAGCAGCGUGGGCAAGACGUCCUUCCUCUUCCGCUACGCCGACGACUCCUUCACGCCCGCUUUCGUCAGCACCGUGGGCAUCGACUUCAAGGUCAAGACCAUCUACCGCAACGACAAGAGGAUCAAGCUGCAGAUCUGGGACACAGCAGGGCAGGAGCGGUACCGGACCAUCACCACCGCCUAUUACCGGGGGGCCAUGGGUUUCAUCCUGAUGUACGACAUCACCAACGAGGAGUCCUUCAACGCCGUGCAGGACUGGUCCACUCAGAUCAAGACGUACUCCUGGGACAACGCACAGGUACUGCUGGUGGGGAACAAGUGCGACAUGGAGGACGAGCGGGUGGUGUCGUCGGAACGUGGCCGGCAGCUGGCUGACCACCUCGGGUUCGAAUUCUUUGAGGCCAGUGCUAAGGACAACAUUAACGUCAAGCAGACCUUUGAGCGCCUGGUAGAUGUCAUUUGUGAGAAGAUGUCCGAGUCCCUGGACACCGCCGACCCUGCUGUCACCGGCGCCAAGCAAGGCCCGCAGCUCACUGACCAACAGGCGCCCCCGCACCAGGACUGCGCCUGCUGAGGGUCGCCCCACCCC
Molecule: messenger RNA, 846 nt
Organism: Castor canadensis (American beaver)
Lineage: Eukaryota; Metazoa; Chordata; Mammalia; Rodentia; Castoridae
Product: ras-related protein Rab-3A
Molecular function (GO): GTPase activity; GTP binding
Source: RefSeq, a predicted model, not a curated record